UGGCCAUCCAAUUCGUUUUCGUCUAGAACGAGGAGAUGACAUGCUAAUAACUGCUGGUCGCCAUCCAAUGCUUACAAAAUAUAAAAUAGGAUUCAUGAAAAAUGGCUUGAUCAAAGCUGUGGAUCUCCAAUAUUAUACCAAUGCUGGGUGCACUCCAGAUGAGUCUGAAAUGGUGAUAGAGUUCAUCGUGCUGAAAUCUGAAAAUGCUUAUGAUAUUCCUAACUUUCGGUGCAGGGGUAGGGCUUGUAAAACAAAUUUGCCAUCCAAUACGGCCUUCAGAGGAUUUGGCUUCCCCCAAGGAGCUUUGGCAGUUGAGAAUUACAUAACAGCUGUGGCAUUCAAAUGUGGCUUAUCACCAGAAAAGGUUAGGGACAUGAACAUGUCCAAAACAGUUAACAAAACGGCUUACAAUGAACCAUAUAAUCCAGAGCCAUUGCUAAAAUGUUGGAAAGAAUGUCUAGAGAAAUCUUCAUUCCAGAGCAGGAAAACAGCCAUAGAAGAAUUUAACAAGGAAAAUGACUGGAAGAAGAAAGGGAUUGCUAUUAUUCCCAUGAAAUUUACAGUUGGAGUGCCUACUGGAUAUGAAAGUCAGACUGCUUCUCUAGUUCAUAUCUAUCAGGAUGGGUCUGUCUUAGUGACUCACGGUGGCUGUGAAUUGGGACAAGGUCUUCACACCAAAAUGAUUCAG
This is a messenger RNA of Vombatus ursinus (common wombat), 688 nucleotides long. Its product is annotated as aldehyde oxidase 4-like. The transcript is spliced from 5 exons. Lineage: Eukaryota; Metazoa; Chordata; Mammalia; Diprotodontia; Vombatidae. The annotation marks the transcript as partial. The record is from RefSeq and is a predicted model, not a curated record. Gene Ontology annotation, molecular function: oxidoreductase activity; iron ion binding.